This is a messenger RNA of Gilbertella persicaria, 2081 nucleotides long. RefSeq lists its product as uncharacterized. The transcript has 5 exons. The record is from RefSeq and is a predicted model, not a curated record. Gene Ontology annotation, cellular component: nucleus. Gene Ontology annotation, molecular function: RNA binding. Bases 226 to 2004 code for a protein of 592 amino acids. NCBI's taxonomy places the organism in Eukaryota, Fungi, Mucoromycota, Mucoromycetes, Mucorales, Choanephoraceae.
CAUAAGAGGGAUGCCUUAUUCUUGAACUGUACAAUACUCUAUUUUAUUUUCAAAGCACGCCACUUCAAUUAUUUUUGGUAAGAGAUGCAAGUGAAGGUGAUACUUUUAUCCAAUCAAACCUCACGUUAUUCGGAAGCAGUGACGCAAGACUUCCUUCCUUGAGAAAAAUUUUUUUUCGCUUCUCUUCUUUCCCUCGCUUUGCUCUCUCUUCUCUUUAUCCAAACUAUGACAGAUAACUGGGAUAGAACACUCUUCGAUAAAGACCUCAAGGCUAUUCUAGAAACCAAAUUACCUGUGUCUGCUUCUAAAAUAACCGCCUUGCAAACCUUGGCAACUGCACACCCUCAGCAUCACAAUUAUAUCGUUCAAUGUAUCACUCGGUUCAUUGAAAAAGCACCACCAGAUUACCGCUUAGCAGGUUUGUAUGUGAUUGAUGCUAUAUCCCGCGCAGUGCAUAAGCAGCAAAGAAAAAGAGAAGAAAACAAUGAUGGAGGAUCAAGUGAAUUAGAUGGAUAUCUCAAGCGAUUUGCUAUUGUAUUGAAAGACGAUGCUUUGAAAGGAUGUUUUGAACCAUGCACAACAAAAGACAAGGAAAAAGUCAAAAAGACACUCGACUUUUGGGAACAAGGCAAUGUUUAUUCAAAGGACACUGUUCAAUACCUGAAGCAAUCUUUCUUGAACAAGAACACUCCAGAACAAAAAGUUAUGACGCCUCCCCCUCCUGUAGACACAGCAAGUCUUUUGGCCACACUCAGUAAUAUCGGUAACGGUACUCUGGCUAACCUCAAUAUCCCAGGAUUGACGCCUACACCACCCCCAGCACAAGCACCUCCAGUAGUAGAAGAAGACAAAAAUGUACUUCCUCCAGCCUUAGCUAAAUUACUAGGCGGUCUUGUCUCUACUCCCUCUACUACAAACUCGCCUCCUUCGCCUACUACUGUUGCUGAUCCCCGUGUUCGCAACGACCCUCGUAUGUCCAGCAAUGAUACAGAACGACUCAAGAACAAUUGGCCACCACCACAAGGACCUUCUGUUCCUACUCGUACUUUAGGAGAAAGGAAAUCUAGAUGGGGAACUAAUAAUAAUGAGGCUCCUGCACCCAAGCAACAAGAUGCAUGGUCACAAAAACAACCAAUCCACGAUCCUCGUAUGGGAAACCAACACUUCCAAGCACCUAGCUAUCAACCUAGUUAUGGGCAACACAAUAUGAAUAAUUAUCAAACACCUGCAUAUCAUCAGCAACAAGCAUUUCAACAACCUUAUCAGCAUACUCAACAACAACAACAAUCUUCUUUGCCGCCCCCACCGCCCCCACCACAACAACAAAAGCCCAUGUAUUCUAAAAACAGAGGUGCUGAACCUACGAGUGAUCCUUCUUUACCGCCUGGAUGUAUUAAAGUUCUUACUCGCACAUUAUUCGUGGGCCCUAUUCCUGAUCAUUAUGAAAGAGAUGAUGUGGCUCAACUGUUUACUCAAUAUGGUGAACUUGCUAGUGUGAUUGUAUCCAAAAAACUCAAGGGAAGACAUAAUGCUUUCCUCAAAUUUACAACAAGAGCAUCUACUGAAGCAGCAAAAUACAAUUCAGCAGGUCUUGUGGUUCAAGAUGUUCCUGUCAAGGUCAACUGGGCAUUUGGUUUCGGUCCUAAAAAACACUUUAAUUAUGAUCGUGGAGAUUCUAUCAUUCCUUUGUCUGAACUAUCUGCAGAAGAACAAGACAACUUGGUCACUGCUCCUGUCGGUGGCUUUCAGGGACAGCCUGUACGUGACAGAAUGGUGAUUGAAGAGCCAGAAGCACAGUAUAGACCUGAAUGGAAGAACGAUAACGAUGUUCGUGGUGCUAAGCGUACUCGACCAGGAAAUGGCGCUAACUUUGAAGAGAUCAACAAAAAGCGAGGCAGGUUUUAUCAUGAAGACAAUCAGCAGCAAGGUUUUUAUCAGCCACAGUUUCAAUAUCAACAACAAUAUGAUCCUUCUAUGAUGAUACCUUACUCUAACAAUAAUUAAGUCGAAUAAAUAUUUACAGUUCAAUUUUCUUAUCUAUACUUUACUGACCCACUCUUUUAUGACACACAAAAUCUAUA